AUGAUUUCUCCAACAAACAUCACCGUACGACGUUUGCUUGUUGCACAUCGUGCUGCCGUCAAUGUUGUUGAUUUUGAUAGCCGAUAUAUUGUUUCGGCAUCGGGUGAUCGAACUAUAAAGGUCUGGCAUACUGAUUCAUGUGAAUUUUUGCGUACAAUGACUGGGCACAGACGUGGCAUUGCAUGCUUACAGUAUCAUGACCGGCUUGUUGUUUCUGGAUCCAGUGACAACACCAUCAGAUUAUGGGACAUUGAAGUGGGUGCAUGCCUAAAAGUUUUGGAAGGCCAUGAGCAACUUGUUCGUUGUAUUCGUUUCGAUUCCAAACGCAUCGUUUCUGGCGCUUAUGAUGGAAAAAUAAAAGUUUGGGAUCUACAAGCAGCGCUAAAUCCUCGUUCUCCUCCAGAUAGCAUAUGCUUGCUCACGUUGGUGGAUGGAAGAUGA
Gongylonema pulchrum is the source of this 441-nucleotide messenger RNA. The record is from the annotation of a GenBank genome assembly. NCBI's taxonomy places the organism in Eukaryota, Metazoa, Nematoda, Chromadorea, Rhabditida, Gongylonematidae.